Molecule: messenger RNA, 1646 nt
Organism: Boeremia exigua
Lineage: Eukaryota; Fungi; Ascomycota; Dothideomycetes; Pleosporales; Didymellaceae
Product: MFS transporter
Exons: 4
Coding region: 4-1452 (482 amino acids)
Biological process (GO): transmembrane transport
Molecular function (GO): transmembrane transporter activity
Source: RefSeq, a predicted model, not a curated record
CAUAUGCAGGUAUCCAAAGACCUAUCGGCUUCCUCCAAGUGCACUGGAGCGAUGCGAGAUGCAAUGGACCCUCACAUAGAGCUCGCCUCCAGCUACUCCAACGUCCCCCAGUAUGCCUUCGCAUUCUCAAAACGUCAGAAGCAGCUUGUACUGUUCACAGGUCUCAUCAUUGCAUUCAACAGCACCCUUGGCUCGUCCCUUCCGUCCGGUGCCAAGUCAUCCAUUCUUCGGGACUUCAAUCUCGACCCGUCAGCCACGAAAUUCGUUCUGUUGAACUCGCUUUACCAAGUUGGAUUUGCAGUAUCGCCGUUGUUUUUUGCUCCGUUGAGCGAGCACUUUGGUCGCCGGCCACUGCUAGCAGGCAGCUUCAGUUGCUACGCGUUAUGGACGCUUUGCUGCGCGGUAGCGCCUUCCUUUACUGCCUUGGUCAUCUUCCGGCUUCUCGCAGGAUUAAGCGCUGCGGUUCCAAACACAGUUGUCGCCGGGUUGUUCGCGGAUAUCUAUGAAGGGCCUGUGGCGCGAGGUCAGGCCGUCUCAGCGUUUUUGGUCGUAGCAGCGUGCGGUCCUCUGGUAGGACCUCUUAUUUCCGGAUUCAUUUCGGUGCACCUCGGCUGGCGAUGGACCUUUUGGGUCGGUCUAAUGUUGGCGGGUGUUGGACUGCCGUUCGUGUGGUGCCUGCCGGAAACAUAUGCCACGGUGAUUGCAACAAAGGCAUCCGAGAAGUCAUCGCAGGAGAUGCCGAAAGCUGCAAUGCAGCAACAAAUAUCUAAUCUGGGAACCACACUGAAGAGACCCUGGCUAAUGAUGAUCAGAGAGCCGAUCUUGCUACUCACGGCUCUGUAUCUGGCUCUUGUGUAUUCCAUGCAGUACUUGUUCUUCCAAAGUAACCCCAUCGUGUACGGACAGAUAUAUGGUCUAUCAGAGGAUCUGAUCGGCCUCUCUUAUAUCCCGAUGUUGGUGGGGGUGCUCUGCGGCUUCCUCCUCGCGCACUGCUUCGGCCUCCUAUACACAAAUGCGGAACAGAAAAACCGCGCCUGGACCAACGAACCUGAGUAUCGUCGGCUACCGCUUGCUUGUGUCGGUGCUCCAUGCAUACCUAUUGCUCUUCUCGCACUGGGGUUCACGUCCGACCCAUCGAUACAUCCAGCCGUGCCGAUGGUUCUCUCUGGUAUCUUCUUUGGCUUUGGGUAUAUUCUCGUCUUCUUCGCAAUGAUCCUCUACCUUUCAGAUACGUACAAGCGCUAUGCUGCUUCGGCACAAGCUGCUGCAAGCACGACUCGAUCUCUUGCAGCUGUUGGUCUCCCCUUUGCUGCUUCAGCAUUGUAUCAAGACUUAGGUGUCAUAUGGGCAGGGAGUGUCCUGGCCAUCGCAUCCGGAGUAAUGGCGGUCAUCCCCUUCAUGUUCCUCGUUUUCAGGAGAAAGUUGAGGGCAGAGAGCGCAUUUGCUGGCUGAUCCAGUUCAUCAAAUGUCAGACAUUCGUGUUCAGUAUCAUGUGUUAAUUUAAGUAUCGCUGGACUCCAAGCGAUAGAUCAAUUUAUACUGUCUGGAUGCAAUUGAUGACCAGAUGCUGGAAAGCAGGUGAGCGACCUGCGACUCGGCCCGAUUCGGUCGCGCACGCCACAUUUGCGCUGGGAGAUGUGCAACGG